This is a messenger RNA of Mercurialis annua (annual mercury), 960 nucleotides long. Its product is annotated as glutathione S-transferase T3-like. The transcript has 2 exons. NCBI's taxonomy places the organism in Eukaryota, Viridiplantae, Streptophyta, Magnoliopsida, Malpighiales, Euphorbiaceae. The record is from RefSeq and is a predicted model, not a curated record. Bases 1 to 960 code for a protein of 319 amino acids.
AUGUCAAAUUUUGGAUAUCCACCACAAAUACCCAAUUCUAGUUCUCCACCAAAUUUUCAAAAUCCACCAAUUUUUUCAUACCCAUUUCCAAUGUUUCCAAACUCAAAUUAUUACAAUCCGGCUAUAGCAAAUCAAUACUAUAAUCCGGGCAUGAGAGUUGAUAUUUCAACACCACCGAGUGAAGAAAUAAAAGAUUUUGAUGGCGCCUCCAGUACCAAUCAAGAAACACCAAAAAAUUCUUCUUCCGAUGCACAAUUUCCGCCAUAUUCUACCCAACAAGGGCUUGAAAAUAUUGAUCUCACGAAUGAUUCGGUUGAACAAGAAAAGCGUGUUCCGUGGAACAUCGAGGAUGACCGACUUCUUGCUUGGCUUACAAUUUCAACAAAUAGCAUUACCGGAAAUGCCCAAAAUAACAAGCAAUUUUGGAAAAGGAUCACCGAGUACUUCAACAACAAUCGAAAAUCAAGGCCAUCAAGAGCAUGUAAUUCGGUUAAGCAACAUCGGUAUUGGAUGAUUCCGAUGGUGAAUGAAUUCAACCAACAUUACAACAAAUUAGCGGCGGAACAUCAUAGCGGAUGGAGCGAUGAUCAACUAAAGCAACGUGCCCGCGAGCUUUAUUUUCAAAUUCGUAAAAAACAUUUUAUUCUUGAACAUGUGUGGGUUAUGUUGAAAGAUGAUCCAAAAUGGAAAGCAAAUUGCCCUCCUCAACAUGCUUCCAAGAAGACAAGACUUGAUGAAUUCGGCGCAUACACAUCUUCAUCAAAUCCGGAUAUAAAUAUCGACAUCGAUGAUAGUGAGGUUGAAAUUCGUCCGAUUGGUCAAAAGGCGGCAAAGGCGGCAAAGUUAGCAAGGAUUCAUGAACAUCGUAUACUAACCAUGAAUACGAGUAAUAUGAAUCUGGAGCAACUUGAAAAUCAUUAUAUGAUUGUGGAUGCUAUUAAAGCUAAAUAUAAAACAUGA